AUUCACAUGUGACUCUCUCAUCACUCAUCUCUCAUCUCUCAUCUCUCAUCUUUCAUCUUUCAUCUCUAAGGAGAGAGGAAUUUCAAUCAUACAACCAAGAUAAGAAGCCUUAGUUGUGGUCUCACUGGUGCCCUCUUAACGAUCUCAAAGGCAACUCCAAGGUUUUCUACCUUUGAGCCUUUGUGACUAAUAAAGACCAUGGGUUGCAUAAGUUCUAAAAGGGCAAGAACGAGAUUUCACUAUACUGCUCAACCAAACGUGGCCUAUGUUACCUCACGUCCAACUCACAGCUCUGGUGGUCAACCUUCAGAGUCAGAAAGAAUGUCUGAGAACAAUUUCAACAACAUAGAUGAGGUUACGAGAGCCUUAGCACUUAAUGGCCUAGAAACUGCAAAUCUUAUUGUUGGCAUUGAUUUCACUAGGUCCAAUAACUGGACAGGUGGAACGUCAUUUCAAGGGAGAAGCUUGCAUCAUAUUGGUGAUGAACAGAACCCUUAUGAACAAGCAAUAUCAAUUAUUGGAAGGACAUUAUCUGGCUUUCACGACAAUAACUUAAUUCCUUGUUUUGGAUUUGGAGAUGCUUCAACUCUUGACCGAGACAUCUUUAGUUUCUAUCCAGAUAAAAGACUUUGCAAUGGAUUUGAGGAAGUGCUGACACGUUAUAAAGAAUUAGUCCCUCAUCUAAAACUUUCCGGGCAAACAUCAUUUGCUCCCAUCAUUGAAAUGGCCAUCACUAUUGCUGAGCAAAGUGACCGCCAAUACUAUGUUUUAUUAAUAAUAGCAGAUGGACCGGUGACAGGAGAUGCAAGACUUUCGAGGCAAAGCCCACAGGUAGAGGAAACUAUUAACGCUAUUGUGAAAGCAAGAGAACAUCCAUUGUCAAUAAUUGUAGUUGGGGUUGGAGAUGGACCAUGGGACAUGAUGAAGAACUUUCUUAAUGACGUUCUUGUUCACGACUCUUUCAAAUUCCAGUUUGUGAAUUUUACAGAAAUUAUGUCAAAGAGUAUGGACAUAUCCAAGAAAGAAGCAGCAUUUGCUGUAGCGGCCUUGAGGGGAAUACCAUCACAAUAUAAAUCAACAUUAAAUCUUAAACCGCGGUUUUACAUGAACAUCAUAAGUAGUUCUGGAGUCGUCACUAGGCUGGGGGCUAUAGACAGGGUUCCUCUGCCCCCUCCACCCAUAUCAGAGCAUCCACAGCCUAGUAGUUGUCGCCCAGGUAAACCUGAUUUCGAUGGACAUAAUGUAACUGCUGAGACAAGUCAGUCUGCAAGUUCUACUUCAGAUGACAAUGUUUGCUCAAUCUGCUUCAUUAAUCCAAAGAAUAUGGCAUUUGGUUGCGGACAUCAGACUUGCGGCAAUUGUGAGGAAAAUCUUCAAUUAUGUCCAAUCUGUCAAAGCACCAUCCAAACCCGGAUAAAACUCUAUUGAAGUGUCAUCUAAUGCAGCGGAACCAUUGCUCAUCACAUCUUGUGCUAUGUACAUAUUUUCACUUUUAGAUUCAUGUGAGAUAUUUGUUUGUGCACUAUAUCUUUGGUAUUGAUGAGCUGUGUAAAUUUGUAAUCAACUUUCGAGUGCAGUCAUGUGAGACAUUUGUUUGUGCACUAUAUAUCUCUUUUCUAUUGAUGAGUUGUAUAAAUUUGUUUGUAGGAUCAUAAGUUCUGUACUGGCUGAAAUCGCGGCAUCGACUUCUUUGUGUUGUUUUGAUUCUGUUUGAACGAUGUUUUAUCUGCA
Molecule: messenger RNA, 1731 nt
Organism: Camellia sinensis
Lineage: Eukaryota; Viridiplantae; Streptophyta; Magnoliopsida; Ericales; Theaceae
Source: RefSeq, a predicted model, not a curated record